Molecule: messenger RNA, 840 nt
Organism: Mizuhopecten yessoensis (Yesso scallop)
Lineage: Eukaryota; Metazoa; Mollusca; Bivalvia; Pectinida; Pectinidae
Exons: 10
Coding region: 53-781 (242 amino acids)
Molecular function (GO): calcium ion binding
Source: RefSeq, a predicted model, not a curated record
AGGCCUUUUAUCUUUCUUUCAGUCUUACAAUACUGCUCAACAAAGACGUGAAAUGCUGACCCAAAUCUUCCUCGCCGCCACCCUGGCAGCUGUGGCGUCUGCUCAGGCAGGGCCCCUGGAUAUGUUUGGUCUCAUCAACGUGCUGUACAUGAAAGCAGACAAAAACUUUGAUGGCAUAAUCUCUGAACCAGAAUUGACCUCUGUGUUUGAGGGUUUUGACCUUAACAAGGACCACAACGUGACGAUGGCCGAGUUCACGGGUCUAUGGAAACUGUUGACUCACCAGAGCCAAGAACACGCCGAGGCCUUCUUCCACUUGGCUGACCUCACCAACGACAAUGUCAUCAACUCUGACGAUCUCAGCCUUAUGUACCACGUCUUCGACAUAGACCACACCGGAGUGGUAACAGCAAAGAACUUCGCCACAAAAUGGGUCCAGAUAAUCCAGGAAACGCCAUUCGCUGUACUGUACGAGCGUGCGGACAAGGAUCACAACAACCAAUUGACAGCCACAGAAUUCAAUGGCUUCUUCAACUCCUUCGACUUUAACAGUGACGGUUCGGUGGAUAAGGCCGAGUUCGAGCACGGCUGGAGCUCGUCUCUGUUCGGGACCAGCGCUGACGCUGAUCACAUCUUCCCCCAGAUCACCACCACUGGAAUGAUUGGGGCUACACAGAUGGGCCCACUAUACACCAAAUAUAAUGAUGACCAUGAUGACCACUUGACUAUUAUUGAAGUUUCCAAGAUGGCAGCUAUGCAGCCACCUGCACCGACAUCAUAAGUGUUUACUUUCACCACCGCAAUCGGUAUCCAGUCAAAUAAAAUCAUUUUAGAAAUUAA